Glycine soja is the source of this 2468-nucleotide messenger RNA. Its product is annotated as putative wall-associated receptor kinase-like 16. The transcript has 4 exons. Lineage: Eukaryota; Viridiplantae; Streptophyta; Magnoliopsida; Fabales; Fabaceae. Gene Ontology annotation, cellular component: plasma membrane. Gene Ontology annotation, biological process: protein phosphorylation; cell surface receptor signaling pathway. Bases 82 to 2331 code for a protein of 749 amino acids. Gene Ontology annotation, molecular function: ATP binding; protein serine/threonine kinase activity. The record is from RefSeq and is a predicted model, not a curated record.
CACAAACCCGUAACUUAAUAAGAAAGAUCAAUCUUCUAAGUUAAUGCGAUUGAUACAUUGAGCAUAUAUAACAAAAAGGGAAUGAAGGCCAUGCAGAUGCAAUCGAUCACCAUACUGUUGCUGACUGCGUUAGCAGUAGCAGCUGACCAAGCCCUGCCCGGCUGCCCGAACUCUUGCGGAAGCGUUUCACAAAUUCCGUAUCCAUUUGGCAUAGGCAAAUCUUCCGUCACCGGUGAAAACUGUUUCUUGGAGGACCAAUUGGAGCUCACUUGCAGAGAUUCCACUUUAUAUCGCGGAAACGGCAACGUCCAAAUUCUGAACAUAACCCUCGACGGUAAAAUGGACAUGCUCGCCUUCGUCUCGAAGGUUUGCAGAAAAGAAUCUCUUGGUGGAGUAGAAACAGAAGGUAACGAACCCAGUCUCACAACUCCGGCUUUCGCCAUUUCCAGCGAGGACAACAAGUUCGUAAGCGUGGGGUGCGACACUAAUGGCUAUCUCAACAGUUAUCGCAAUGGUGCGAAAUCUUCAGUGGGGUGUUUGACAAGAUGUAACAGCGAAGCCAGUGUGCAAAUCAUGCAGAGAGAUGGAAACUGUACGGGGAUAGGGUGUUGUCAGGUGGAUAUACCUCCCGGAAUGAUGAAUAUUACCAUACAAGCAUUUAGCUUUAACAAUUUCAAUUCCUCUUCUGACUUCAACAACUGCAGCUAUUCCUUUGUCAUAAAAAAUGACAACUAUACUUUCUCAAUGGAUCAUUUAAAGGGUCUUCCGUUCCAAAAGGCACCCUUUGUUGUAGAUUGGACUGUUGGAAAUCAGACAUGUUUCAAUUCCACGAGUAAAACCGACUAUGCAUGUAAGAGUAAUAGCUAUUGUGAGGACUCGGCUAUUAGAAAAAGUUACCGAUGCAAAUGUAAAGAAGGUUAUGAGGGAAACCCGUACCAUCCGGAUGGUUGCCAAGACAUUUUAGAAUGUACGAAUGGUCGGAACAAUUGCGCAAGAGAUGAAUAUUGUCGUGAAACCCUUGGAUCUUUCCAAUGUUUCUGUCCUGAAGGACUUAUCGGAAAUGGAACAAAAGAAGAUGGAGAAUGUCGACAAAAGCAGCGAAAUGACGUAUUUACCAAAGUCGCCAUUGGUGGAGGUGUAGGAUUAAUUGCUCUAUUUAUGGGGAUUUCUUGGGUAUACUUGAUAAAGCAGAAAAGGAAAGUCCUCAAAUUAAAGGAGAAGUUCUUUCAGCAAAAUGGGGGCAUCAUUCUAAGACAGCAACUCUCUACAAGGAAAGACUCGUCUCAAUCAACUACAAUUUUCACUGCAGAGCAACUUGAAAAAGCAACCAACUAUUUUGAUGAGAAAUUAGUCAUUGGUAAAGGAGGUUAUGGUACAGUUUUUAAAGGAUUUCUGUCGGAUAACAGGGUCGUUGCUAUCAAAAAGUCCAAAAUAGUGGAUCAGAGCCAAAUAGAGCAAUUUAUUAAUGAGGUCAUUGUAUUAUCACAAAUUAAUCACAGGAAUGUGGUCAAACUGUUGGGUUGUUGUCUAGAGACAGAAGUUCCUUUACUAGUUUAUGAAUUUGUUAACAAUGGUACCCUUUUUGAUUAUUUACACAAUGAACACAAGGUGGCUAAUGUAUCCUGGAAAACCCGCCUAAGGGUAGCAACAGAGGUAGCUGGAGCUCUAUCAUAUCUACACUCAGCAGCCUCCAUACCCAUCAUUCACAGAGAUGUGAAGACUGCCAACAUACUCUUAGAUGAUACUUACACUGCCAAAGUGUCUGAUUUUGGUGCUUCAAGAUUGGUUCCACUUGACCAAACUGAAUUAGCCACAAUCGUGCAAGGAACCUUUGGGUAUUUAGACCCAGAGUACAUGCAAACAAGCCAAUUGACUGAAAAAAGUGACGUUUAUAGCUUUGGCGUAGUGCUUGUAGAACUGUUAACAGGAGAAAAACCUUUCUCUUUUGACAGGUCUGAAGAGAAACGAAGUCUUACAGUUCAUUUUCUUUCUUGCUUGAAAGGUGAUCGCUUAUUUGAAGUUCUUCAAAUCGGAAUUUUGGAUGAAAAAAAUAAACAAGAGAUCAUGGAUGUUGCUAUUCUUGCUGCAAAGUGCUUGAGACUUAGAGGAGAAGAAAGGCCUAGCAUGAAAGAAGUAGCAAUGGCGUUGGAAGGAGUAAGAAGAAUGGAGAAACACCCAUGGACCAAUAAAAGCCAAAAUUUCCAGGAGACUCAAUACUUGCUUCAUGAGGCAUAUAGCACUCGUGAACAUGGUGAUAGUAGUGACCUUCAAAGUACUGGAUAUGACAGCCUGAGAAAUCUUGAAUUAAUAGACUUUGGUGAUGGAAGAUGAUUAACGCAUUUCCACUUCAGUUUAUUUCAAUGUAAAGCAUAUUCCUUCUUUCAUUUCUUGUAGUUGGUGUUGAUAUAAUUCGAACAAGGAAUUCUGUUUAUGAUAUUUCCAAUAACAUUUCUACAUGUUGCUUCCAA